Molecule: messenger RNA, 1797 nt
Organism: Micromonas commoda
Lineage: Eukaryota; Viridiplantae; Chlorophyta; Mamiellophyceae; Mamiellales; Mamiellaceae
Gene: PP2A1
Product: protein phosphatase 2a
Exons: 2
Coding region: 1-1797 (598 amino acids)
Biological process (GO): protein dephosphorylation
Cellular component (GO): protein phosphatase type 2A complex; cytoplasm
Molecular function (GO): protein binding; protein phosphatase regulator activity
Source: RefSeq, a predicted model, not a curated record
AUGGCGUCCGAUAACAGCGAGGACCUCUUCUCCGUCGCGAUGCUCAUCGACGAGCUCAAGAACGAGAACGUCCAGCUCCGUCUGAACAGCAUCAGGCGCCUGACCACGAUCGCAUCGGCGCUGGGAGCGGAGCGAACGAGGUCCGAGCUCGUGCCGUUCCUCACCGACAGCAACGACGACGAGGACGAGUGCCUGCUGGCGAUCGCGGAGGAGAUGGGCAACCUCAUCUCCAAGGUUGGCGGCCCCGAGCACGUCCACUGCCUCCUCGCGCCCCUGGAGAACCUCUCCACCGUCGAGGAGACCGUGGUGAGGGAGAAGGCUGUGGAGUCUGCGUGCAAGGUUGGCGCGGCGAUGACGUCCGAGGGUAUAACGGCGCACUUCGUGCCCGCCGUGCAGAGGCUCGCGUCCGGCGACUGGUUCACCGCGCGCAUAUCCGCGUGCGGCAUGGUCGCGGUGGCGUACGAAGGGUGCCCCGCGAGCGAGGCGGAGACCCGAUCGCAGCUCAGGAUGACGUAUUCCAAGCUCUGCGCGGAUGAGACCCCGAUGGUUCGCAGGGCGGCGGCGCAGCACCUCGGCAAGUUCGCCGCGGUGUGCGAGCCCGAGAACGUCAAGGGCGAGAUCAUGCAGCUCUUCCAGCAGCUGGUGCAGGACGAGCAGGACUCCGUUCGCCUUCUCGCGGUGGAGGAUUGCGCGGCGCUGGGCAAGCUUCUGCCCCGGGAGGAGUGCGUGGCCGAGAUCGUGCCGACGGUGAAGAAGUUCGCGGCGGACAAGAGCUGGCGCGUGCGCUACAUGGUGGCGCAGCAGCUCUAUUCCCUGUGCGAAUCCGUCGGCGCGGACCUGGCGCGAACCGAGCUGCUCCAGUCGUACGAGCAGCUCCUCAUGGACAACGAGGCGGAGGUGAGAAUCGCGAGCGCGGGGAACGUCGCCGCGUUUGUGCAGCUCGUCGGCGCGGCUGCGGCGGGGGCGAAGAUCGUGCCGCGGGUCAAGGACCUCGCGACUGAUCAAUCCCAGCACGUGCGCGCCGCGCUGGCGUCUUGCAUCAUGGGACUGGCGCCCACCAUGGGCAAGGAUCAGACCAUCGACCAGCUCCUCCCCGUGUUUCUCACCUUGCUCAAGGAUGAGUUCCCAGACGUCCGCCUGAACAUCAUCAGCAAGCUGGAUCAGGUCAACCAGGUCAUCGGCGUGGAUUUACUGUCCCAGGAGCUCCUGCCCGCGAUCAAGGACCUGGCGGAGGACAUCCACUGGCGCGUGAGGUUGGCGAUCAUCGAGUACAUUCCCUUGCUGGCGUCGCAGAUGGGCACCGCGUUUCUGUUCCAGAAGGGCGAGGGCGACAAGGGCGGCGAGCUCAACGCGUUGUGCCUGCAGUGGCUCGGCGACCGCGUCCACUCGAUCCGCGAGGCUGCGGCGGUGAACCUUCAGAAGCUCACCGAGGUUUUCGGCGCGGAGUGGGCGUGCGCGAACAUCCUCCCCCGGGUCAUGGAGCUCAUGAGCAACAACCACUACCUGUACAGGACCACGGUCGUGAGGGCGAUGACCCUGCUGGCGUCCGCGGUUGGCCAGGAGGUGGCGAUGAGGGAUAUCAUGCCAGCGCUGAAAGAGGCGACCAAGGACAAGGUGCCCAACGUCAGGUUCGCCGUGGCCAAGGCUCUCGGCGAGGUGGCCGCGGCGCUGGAUCCCUCGGUGGUUGAGGGCGAGAUCAAGCCCGCGCUGCUGGAGUUGCAGCAGGAUCAGGACGUGGAUGUGCGAUUCUACGCGGGGCAGUCGCUGCAGCUGUGCGACGCCAAGCUCAGCGCGUAA